GCCCGCGCCGCUCUGUUGGCAAACUUUGACGCGCCCUGACUUUCACAGUGUAGAUGCGUUAGCUAGAAACUAUUUGUAAGCGACUGACUUGAAUUUUUUUUUUAUUUUCACGGUGAUAAGACGUCCGACGCCUCUAAUCUCAUUGUCUGACCGUGAGCGGAGCUAUAUUAUCCUCCACCUGCUCUUCCUUGUUUCGGAGUUUGCCCUCGGUUUCAACAGGAGCCUGACUUUCACAGCAAGGCAACUUCUUCCACACGUUGGUACUUUGGCACAAGCCGAGACAUUGUGUCCGCACCUCAUGAGCUACUGGAAGGAAGCACUUUUAUUUCCUUCACCUAAAGAGUAAACAUAUUGGCAGACGCAAGAGCUGUUGAAAGAAAAGCGGUCAAAGCGUCUUGCUCGCUGGGAAUUAUAAGUUAAUCGUUUAUUUGGAAGGUGAAGAGGACAGUUUGUUAAAGAGGACAAAGUGUUAACAGCACCAUGAAUGGAGCGAUGGUUUUCCAGAUGUGGAUCAUUUUAUUGUUGGCCACUUUAAGCAAAGUCGGGAAGGCUCAGGUCGCCAAUGCCAAAGUGUUGAGGGGCAACAGCAGAAGAGACGACAGCAAUCGCCCUGCCACAGACUUGUACCACAAGGACGAAAACAUCACAGUGACUCCAGCGGGUGGCGUCAUCUUCAGCCCAAACUACCCCAAAGCUUAUCCCCGCAACCUGCGUCUGUCAUGGAAACUGCUAGCGCCACCUGGGAACCUCAUCCACCUUCAGUUUGAUGAACAGUUCCACCUGGAGGAGCCUGCGAAUGGAAAGUGCAGUUAUGACUUUGUUGAAGUGGAGGAAAAAUCACAGACCAACACUAUAAACUGGGGCCGUUGGUGUGGGCAGAAAGCACCGUCCAGUCUGACUUCAAAAUCCAACAUGCUCAGAAUCAUCUUCAAUUCGGACGAUUACUUUGUGGCAAAGCCGGGAUUCAAAAUCUACUACUCACUGCUGGGUGACGCCAAUUGGGAGGCUGUCACUGAACUCAUGUCGGACAUGAGUGCAAACGAGAUGCCGGCCACAGAGGUUCCUCAGACGCUGGAGGACUUGGAUAGAACCAUAGCUACCUUUGACACUAUAGAGCAGCUUCUUCAGUCUUUGAGCCCAGAUACUUGGAGACAAGAUCUGGACAAUAUCUACACUCAAACAUACAUAUAUUAUAGAUCCAAGUCCUAUCAUCUGGCAAGCAGACAGAAUAAAGUUGAUCUGAAUCGUCUCCAUGACGACGUCAAGCGGUAUAGCUGCACACCUCGGAACUACUCUGUGAACCUUCGGGAGGAGCUGAAGACCACCAACGCUGUCUUCUUCCCUCGAUGUCUGCUGGUGAAACGCUGCGGAGGCAACUGUGGCUGUGGGACCAACAACUGGAACACCGGCUGCACCUGUCAGCCCUCGAAAACCACAACAAAACUACACGAGGUGCUGAAGUAUGCCCCAGAGACCACGCCGUACAAGCACCAGCAGAGGCAGCGGGUGCGCUGGGUUAUUGAUGAAAUUUUCCUCUCGCAUCAUGAAAUGUGCGAAUGUGCGUGUCCGCUGCAGCCUCCUCGCUGAGACACUGAUUCCGGCUCGUGCGUCUAGAACUGAUGGAUGAAUUCUUCUUUUCCCUGUUUCGCAAUGGACUCUAUAUCCCAAACAGCACCGCUGACAAACAUGCAGCAGAAAAGAGGGCAACAAUCUGACUGAUGCACUGCAGCUUGCAUUGUACAAAAUGACAUUUGCUUCAGAACGUAAAUGACUCUCUGAGCAUAGAUUGCUUUCUUCCUUUAGAAGUGGACAAAAGUUUCCGACGAAAACAAUUUCUCGUGUUUCUUUACGCCUUCUCUGUCCGUACCAAAUCUUAACUCGAUGUACUGUGUCUUACAGGAGCAUUAAAACCCUUCAACCUUUGUCACAU
Poecilia latipinna (sailfin molly) is the source of this 1930-nucleotide messenger RNA. RefSeq names its product platelet derived growth factor d (gene pdgfd). NCBI's taxonomy places the organism in Eukaryota, Metazoa, Chordata, Actinopteri, Cyprinodontiformes, Poeciliidae. Gene Ontology annotation, cellular component: membrane. Gene Ontology annotation, molecular function: growth factor activity; platelet-derived growth factor receptor binding. The transcript is spliced from 7 exons. The record is from RefSeq and is a predicted model, not a curated record. The coding region runs from base 481 to 1587 and encodes 368 amino acids. Gene Ontology annotation, biological process: positive regulation of MAP kinase activity; positive regulation of ERK1 and ERK2 cascade; positive regulation of cell population proliferation.